Papaver somniferum (opium poppy) is the source of this 1440-nucleotide messenger RNA. RefSeq lists its product as uncharacterized. The transcript has 3 exons. The coding region runs from base 1 to 1440 and encodes 479 amino acids. Gene Ontology annotation, molecular function: RNA-DNA hybrid ribonuclease activity; nucleic acid binding. NCBI's taxonomy places the organism in Eukaryota, Viridiplantae, Streptophyta, Magnoliopsida, Ranunculales, Papaveraceae. The record is from RefSeq and is a predicted model, not a curated record.
AUGAUAAAUUUUUCAAAAUCAGCUGCAUUUAUUGCAGGAAACAUUACACAGGAGAGGAAAAACUACAUUACAACUAAAUUAGGUGUUAAACAAUUAUGUUCCUCUGAUAAGUAUCUUGGUUUACCAAUCCUGAUGGGUAAAUCUAAAGCUACUUCUUUUGGGAAUCUAUCUGAAACCUUUGCAACGAGAUUACGAGGAUGGAGUUCCAAAACAUUGAAUCAAACAGCAAGAACCAGUCUUGUAAAAUCUGUGCUGAACACCAUUCCAUCUCAUUACAUUGGUAACUUUAAAUUACCAAAAAAUAUCAUCAAAAAAUUGAACUCUAUUCAGAGAACAUUCUGGUGGGGCCAUAAAUCUAAUAAAGGGCUUUAUCUUCUAGCUUGGGACUCUCUUAACGCUUCAAAGCAAGAAGGUGGAUUAGCUUUUCGCAAUCUGGAUCAAUUUAAUAAUGCACUAAUUGCUAAGCUAGCAUGGAGGUUAUGUAUAGAAUCAGAUAAACUCUGGGUCCAGGUCUUAAAACCCAAAUACGCUCCUCACUAUCUUAUGCUUGCUACUCCAAGAAGAUGGAAUGCUUCUCUUGUUAGGAAGGUCUUUGAUACGCAUGUAGAUAAUUUAAUCCUUAACAUGUAUAUUCCUCAGCAUGGAGAAGACACUCUUAUAUGGGAACCAAAUAGAGAAGGUACCUUCACUGUCAAGUCAGCAUAUAGAGCUUUAACUUCCAUGAUAAGUCCCACAACUCAGAACUCAAAUAAAGUUCCUAAGUUGGUUUGGAAAAAACUGUGGAGCAUGAAUGCACCACAUAAAAUUAAACUUUCCAUUUGGAAAUAUCUCAAAGGAAUUGUUCCAACUUUGGUGAAGAUAAGUCAUUAUAAACCAAACAUUGAUACUAUGUGCCCUCACUGCAAGGUGGAUAAUGAAACCAUUGAACAUUUGCUAAUUACUUGUCCAUAUUCACCUUCAGUCUGGCUUGAUAUGAAUAUAAAUGUUUCUAACAUACAACAUCAUAACACAUCAGUCACUGAUUGGAUAACAAGUUGGUUUUCCAAUGUUCAAAAUAUGGAUGCUGAAGAACAGAAUACUUGGAUUAUGUCUCUGAUGAUCACUGCUUCGCAAAUAUGGAGAAACAGAUGUAACAACAAAGGCAUCAGAGGCAAGUACUUCAAUGGAGGAAUAAAUGCAGAACAAGCUGAGUGCUUAGCCAUAAAAGAGGCACUAAACUGGGCUAGCAACUUUCAUCUUCAUCCUAUUUUCCUUGAGUCAGACUGUCAAAAUGUUGUUCUCUUUAUAAAUGAUGUUGUCCCGCAUGUACAUUGGGUUAAUCAGGGUCUUGUAAAUGAAAUAAAGCAUCAGCUAUCUGCCAGGCCGGAAAUUACUUUAGUUUAUGUGCAUAGAUCAGGCAACCACGUGGCUCAUACAAUAACUAAUAGAGCUAGAUUUUAA